Microtus oregoni (creeping vole) is the source of this 652-nucleotide messenger RNA. Its product is annotated as C-type lectin domain family 2 member E-like. The record is from RefSeq and is a predicted model, not a curated record. Bases 32 to 652 code for a protein of 206 amino acids. Gene Ontology annotation, cellular component: external side of plasma membrane. NCBI's taxonomy places the organism in Eukaryota, Metazoa, Chordata, Mammalia, Rodentia, Cricetidae. The transcript has 5 exons.
UUCCUUUGAAGCAAAGGUUGAAGAAGCAUCCAUGUGCAUGCUAAAGAGAGACCUCAUUACGGGAGACAGCCUGCAGGAGGUAAAAAUAGGUCAAAAGCUCCAAGGAAAAUGUCUCAGAUGUGUCUCCCCUGAGUCUACUGUCAAGCUUUACUGCUGCUAUAUAGUGAUCAUGAUUCUCACUGUAGCUGUAAUUGCACUUGUGAUUGCUUUGUCAGUGAACAAAGAAAACACAGCCAUUUCAGGACCUGGACCUUACUAUUCCACAUGCCCAAAUGACUGGAUUGGAUUUGGAAACAAAUGUUUUUACUUUUCUGAAGAUGUAAGAAAUUGGACAUUCAGUCAGACCUACUGCAUGGCACUAGAGGCCCAUCUUGCUCUAUUUGAUAGCCUUGAGGAGCUGAAUUUCCUGAAGAGAUACAAGGGAACUUCUGACUACUGGAUCGGCCUGCACAGAAAGUCACCAGAUCAUCCUUGGACAUGGACAGACAACACUGAAUAUAACAACUUGGUUCUCCCCCAAGGAAGCAGAGAAUAUGCCUACCUGAAUGACAGUGGGAUCAGCAGUGCCAAGGACUACACACCUAAGAAGUGGAUUUGUAGAAAGUACAGCAAAUAUACUUUACAAUGCCCAGAAAUUUUAAACCCAGGGUAG